AUGGCUUUCCUACUUUGUCUGCUGAACGAUUUCUCCUUAUGGAUUUCGCUCAUUACAGAAACCAUGCGUGAACAAUCCGGUUCGAUUAGCAACACAUCUCGUCCAACUCUUCCCACAUGCCCAUCGCUGAUGCCAUCACAGGUGGCGGUGCUUCGUAAAUCAUGGAAACAUAUCAACACUAAAGGACUCAUUACGGUUCUUUCCAGAUGCUUCCAAAGGUUGGAAUCAUCGUGUCCAGUAGUGUCUCAGUGCUUCUCAUCAUCACAGCAAGAGUUGUCGACCGUUCAGCAAUGCUCGGUCCGAACAGUGGCUGAUCAUGCCAGAUUUCUUCUCUCAAUGCUCGACAAGAUCAUCGACUCCGAACAGGAUCUUGAAGAAAUUCGAGAAAUUGGAGCUCGACAUUGCGUCCUAAAGCAGAGAUGUGGUUUUGGCGCAGCCGAACUUGACAGGUUCCAAGAGAUUUUCGUGGAAGUGAUUCUUAAGCAAGAUGGAGUCAGACAAAGUAAAGAAGCCAGUCGGUCAUGGGAAUUGCUACGUGAAGUGCUAGCAGAAUAUUUCCGACCCGUAGAAGAAGUCCUGUCACUAAGACAAAAAAUUGUCUUAGCUAGACAGACGAUACUCUUUUUCCGCCGCUGCCUAAAACACCAAGUUGUUUUUCUUCGUAUUUUUGUUGAGCAAACGCGAGGUGUUACUAUUCUUUGUUCACAAUUAAGCUGA
Messenger RNA from Angiostrongylus costaricensis, 717 nucleotides. The record is from the annotation of a GenBank genome assembly. Lineage: Eukaryota; Metazoa; Nematoda; Chromadorea; Rhabditida; Metastrongylidae.